GUGUGGUACCGAUUGACAAGGAACGAAACGAAUUAACUUUUUUCGACUCAUAUUGCGUUUUGAAUACUCCUGCAUUUGUCUUGUGUGUAUAUUUCAAAAUUAUUAUGCAAAGGAAAUUACUAUCAAUACAAAUAUUUAUUUACUUUAAUCUAAUAGUGAAAUGUUCAACAGGUCAAGAUGUAAAAACAUGGAGGUCUAGUAUGAAUUUUAAUGAUGUUCGUAACUGGAAAAAUGGCAAAAUACCAUGUUCUAACCAGAAAGUAAUAUUUCCUUCUGAAACACCUGUCGCAAUUUUCAUGCCUGAAGUUUUGCAAGUGUCUGAAAUGCUUCUACCAAUGAAUGGAGAGCUUGUGUUUCCUGAAAAUGCUGUUUUAAAAAUUGGCGGUGGUUUGGAGAAAGGACAAUGUCCCAAUGAUGAUGCUGAAUUUAUACCAAGGAUGGACUUUUGGUAUGAUCCUAGCAACUGGAAUAUAACUUCGAGCCGUGCAUUUCCUAAAAAAGUGUCCACCCGGAAUUCUGCUGUACCUCACGCCUUCCAAAUUCCUUGCCCAAUGGAUGAGGCUUGGUUCCCAGCAGAUACAACAUUCCGAGCUCAUGUAAUUUAUCCAAUGACACGGGUAUCAAAAAUUUACAUUGGUAACAAGGAUUCUUACCAAGAAUAUAACCAAGACAAGUUUGAUAUGCUAAUAAGGAGUGAUACAGGAAAGUUGCUUUUUCCAGAUUUUCCGAGAUUCCGGAUCUCAGAAUCUACGUGCACUGAUGUAACUGGAUGCGAAUGUGGAAAUGAGGGCCAUGAGGUUCUACCAACAAUUUGCAAAUUUGAGGUGCCAUGCCCGGAACUUUCUUGUUCAGACCCGAUUAAGGUAGUUGGACAUUGUUGUCCUAUGUGUGCUGCCAAAAUAACUUUCAAAUAUGAAUGGAGUUUUAAAAUGGAUGGUCUUAUGCAAAUGUAUGAUAAAUACUUAACUACAGAAAAAUUCCAACAGGUUGAGAGUUUUACUUCAAAACUAUCAACCCGACAUAUUCAGUCAAUUUUUGUUGAUAAUUCUCCUGGGAAGCAAUUAGCGAAUGAAGUUGUUCUGAUGAUUUUCGAUGCUUUAGAGACAGCUUCUACCACUGGAUCUAAUCCUAUUGGAAUCCGAGAACCUAAAUUGGAUAUGUCUACUUUGUGGAACUCAAAAGAUGAUAAUUAUGGGAACUAUACAGGUACAUCAGGAAUGUCUUCUGGUUCGGUUGCAGCUGUAAUUAUGGCUAUCAUCUGCGCUAUCUUAGCUAUAGCUUUCUUUAUUUACAAAAAGAGACAAAUUCCAGGAUUUUCGUUCGCAAGAUUCGAUUUAAGAGGAGAAAAGAUUGAACUUGAGCUUGGGACCACACCACAUGAAGAGUUAGAACCUGAAGAGAGUCCAAGAUCUUCAAAAUCAGAGGAAAAAAGUAAAGCGUUUGAUAACCCAGUGUACGGCACUAAUAUUACAGACGAGAUUGCUACAUCAAGCAAUGAAGACAACUUAGGAGGAAAAGACUACGUAGAAAACCCAAUGUUUAUGAUAUUUGAGGACUCUGAAAAGAAGGAGAAAAGUUAGAUUUUAAGAAAUUGAGUAAUAGCUAAUAAUCAAGUCUUAAUAAAGAUUUUUGUUGUCA
Messenger RNA from Parasteatoda tepidariorum (common house spider), 1638 nucleotides. RefSeq names its product amnion associated transmembrane protein (gene Amnionless). Gene Ontology annotation, biological process: intracellular protein localization; receptor-mediated endocytosis. The record is from RefSeq and is a predicted model, not a curated record. Gene Ontology annotation, cellular component: endocytic vesicle; apical plasma membrane. NCBI's taxonomy places the organism in Eukaryota, Metazoa, Arthropoda, Arachnida, Araneae, Theridiidae.